Messenger RNA from Scylla paramamosain (green mud crab), 5123 nucleotides. RefSeq names its product octopamine receptor beta-2R-like. The record is from RefSeq and is a predicted model, not a curated record. Gene Ontology annotation, cellular component: plasma membrane. The transcript is spliced from 4 exons. Bases 623 to 2299 code for a protein of 558 amino acids. Gene Ontology annotation, molecular function: octopamine receptor activity. NCBI's taxonomy places the organism in Eukaryota, Metazoa, Arthropoda, Malacostraca, Decapoda, Portunidae. Gene Ontology annotation, biological process: adenylate cyclase-activating adrenergic receptor signaling pathway.
AAAAUACGAUUGAUAGGAAAAAAAAAAAAAGCAAAAGAUGAUACAAGAAAGAAAUGUAACGGAGAGAAUGAGAGGGCCAGAUAGGGGAAUGGAGAGAAGGAGGGAGGGAAGAGCGAGGGCGGGAUGAUGAAGGAAGGGUGUGAAGGAGGAAGGGUGGGAGGGAGGGCCACCUUUGGCACUGAGCGCCCAACUCGCCUCAGUUGCCCGGACGACACGGCACGAGGAGGUUGUGGCCUCGUCCUCGCGCCAGUCUGGCCCCGCAUCUGGCCGAGGCGACGCUCCGGGACUGCCGCAGCCUCCACCCACCGGAAAAUGAAAGUAAAACAGAAGGCAAUGUAAGGACAGAACAUGACGGGGAAAGACAUACAAGUGAACAUGUAGACUGCAACGCACCCACGCACGCACGCACAGGGAGCGAUGAAGAACCAAGAAUGCCAAGAUUCCUCGAACAAACUCCAUACGACAUUCCUGUAGCGGCGUAAAAACACCAAUAAAUCAACGCUGUGCAGUGGAUGAGAGAAAGUAUUUGGAGUGAGGGCGGCAGCAUGGGCGCGGGGGCGUGCGAGGCGGACAUGGCCACGUGGGCGAGGACGCGAGUGGUGCUGAGCUGCCGCUGGCGCUGAUGGCCCCACAGACACCGCCCAUGUCACAACUCUGGCUUAACACAAGCGUCACAGAAGCGAGUGCAGCGGAGGACGUGAUUGCUGCAGCUGCGGACGCCUCUCCCGGAACUGAGGAGGGCGGGAACGGAACCCUAGCGCGGGAGGGCGGCGGGGGCGGAGAGGCGCUUGUUUGGGAAAGUGUGGCCCUGCUGGUGCUGAAGGCCUUCCUCAUGGGCAGCAUCAUCCUGGUCUCUGUGAUGGGCAACGUGCUGGUCAUCGUCAGCAUCGGCCUCAACCGCAAGCUGCAGAUCCUCACCAACUACUUCCUGGUGUCCCUAGCCAUCGCAGACAUGCUCGUGGCCUCCUGUGCCAUGACCUUCAACGCCUCCGUGGAACUCUCGGGUCGUUGGCUCUUCGGUUAUAUCAUGUGUGAUCUCUGGAACUCCUUUGAUGUGUAUUUCUCCACUGUGUCCAUCUUGCACCUGUGCUGCAUCAGUGUUGACCGCUACUACGCCAUCGUCAAGCCCCUGGAGUACCCACUCUACAUGACCAAGGGGGCCGUGGUGUUCAUGCUGGCCAACGUGUGGCUGGCGCCCACCCUCAUCUCCUUCGUGCCCAUCUUCUUUGGAUGGUACGCCACGGCAGACCACCUAGAGCACCGCGCCCUUCAACCUGACUCAUGCACCUUUGAGGUUAACAAGGUCUACGCCAUCCUGUCGUCGGCCUUCUCCUUCUGGGUGCCGUGCACGGUGAUGGUGGUGCUGUACUACCGCAUCCUGCUGGAGGCAAGGAAGCAGGAAGCCGCCAUCCUGAGUCGCACAAACAGUACGUGCACCAUCAACAAUGUACAGCGAGGCUUCCCCUCGUCUACCGCUCAGCAAAUCUUGUCCGCCUUCAGGCUAAGGAGGAGGCCCAAGCUGAGGAAGAAAAAGGACAAGCACUGCGACAGACAAGAGUUUCAACUGGGCCCGGUGCCGCGCAUAUCGCGCUGUGACCUGGGCAACGAGCCGCGGCCCGGGGGAUUCCGAAAGCCCUCCACCAUCUGUACUCAAGAGCAAAGUACAAACGCUAGGAAAUCUAGUAAACACUUACUGAAUGACACCACCCAGCUGGGCCCGCCGGCCCUUCCGGACACGUCCAGCUCACUGGAGGUGAGUCCGAGGACCACCAGUCCAGACUUGUCGUUCAAUGAGGAAGUAGACGAUCGCGUGGACACGAGUCCCACCCUCAAGGCGCACCACUCCCGCAACAGCUCCGUCAGCAUCAACGGACACACGGGUAGCGGCCUGCCGGUGCGAGUCAUCAGCCCGGUGCCCUUUGGGAGGAGAGAGUCCUUGAUGCCCCCAAGCGCCCUGCACUACGGGGGCAGCGGAGGCGGGAGCAGUCACAGCGGCGGCCACCCGGUGAUGCGCCGCGAACACAAGGCGGCGCGCACGUUAGGCAUCAUAAUGGGCGCUUUCAUCCUGUGCUGGAUGCCAUUCUUCACCUGGUACGUGGCCGUCACCAUCUGCGGCGACCGCUGCCCGUGCCCGCAGGCCGUGGUUACCACGCUCUUCUGGAUCGGCUACUUCAACUCCACCCUCAAUCCCUUCAUCUACGCUUACUUCAGAGCCGAAUUCCGGGAGGCAUUCAGAAAGACCCUGCGACAGCUGAAGUGUUGCACGCGAGACGAUGACCUUCCCGGGGCGUUCGUCUGACCCCAGCAGGCGCCCUCACCCCUUCCCUCGGGCUUUCAGUAAAGAUUGAGAACCGCUUUUCUUAUGUCUGUAUGUGCGGCGGUGCAAACUGUAUCUGUUGUUCUAAUAACUACUGACUUCAAUGUGAGGCGACGGUGUUCGUGUGUGUGUGGACUCUGUCAGUGUUAGAAUUGGGAAAGAAAUCUUCUUCAGGUUAAAACAUUCCAGUCCUUGACGUUCCUCUCUUCGUGUGUGUUGUGUCUUGCGUCACCAACAAGUGUUUCCUUCAAAAUUCUUCCAGAUUCCUUCAGAACAACAACGGACAAUGCAGCUCGCAGAGAGAAGGGAACAGAGGCAAGCCAAGGCAGUGCCAUCAUCAUCCUGGGCAGUGCCAGCUGCUGUCGGCUGGACGGAACAAAGGGGUGAGUCGGUAGCAUGGGGAUCAAUGCGCUAAGAAGUUCGUUCAUCAGGUGAGGCAGUCAUCGUCUGCUUGAUAAUUAUUAGCGCGAGAGUGGAAUUCUCUGCUUCACUCGAACAUGCCUGAAAUUCUAUACACAUGUAUGCAUUAUGUGGAGUUAAAACAUAUGCAAAAGAGUACAAGGUUAGUAAUUACGAAGGUCUGUGAGGAAUCUACCAAGGUAGUAAAACUUCAGCAUCCUGCUUUCCCCGGUGUUACUGAAUGCUGUCUCUGUAGCAAUCUCCUUGAGAGACUUCCAUCUAUGAAUGCCACGAGAUAGAACAAUGCGGACACUGUGGACCCAAAAUAAGCCACCUAGAAGGCAAAUCCUAAGCCACAGCCCUGCAUCGCUCGGUGCCUGGCGAGGCUCAGCGCGGGCCACCCACCGCCACAAGUAGCCACUCUCCUCCUGGAGGAGCACCAGGCAGGAGUUUGUUCCUUGGCGUGUUAGCAAUACUCAGCUGUCCCUGUCUCCUGCAUGAAUCACUAGAAAAGUGUAUUUCCCUGGCAAGGGAAACAACACCCAUUAUGUAAACACAAAGCCAGCGGAGACACGGAUGGGAUUUGCAUAUUAAUCUGCGCCUCCCUCAGCUCAGCGCCACCACCACUGUCAAGGCGCACACCCUGCCGGCGACGCGUCGGAACAUCAACCACGAGGAAAUUCACUCCAACGGCCUCUCGCAGCCGUACUCUCGCACUGCCGGGCAACGGUGCGGCAAGGCAGCCACAGGCAGGCGAGGAUGGUGUGCCCGCCGCUGCCGUGCCCCUGCACACACUGCCAUACAGACAUGUCUCUUCCGGUACUUGCUAACAUGCUUUUCUCACUCACGUAUUCACCCACUAAUUUAUUUCUAGUCCUGCAGGCGCCUUCCUCGCGGUGCCACACACAGGCGUCGCCCUUACUCUCCCCUGUCCACACUUGCUUCACGGCUCUCUCCAAAACUUCAAUAAUCUAGUCACAUUUCAAUCUGAAAGCUUCCAUCCUUCUCCCGACACAACCAUUGCUGCAUUUGUUCUUUUUUAUUUUGUUCAAUCCUGUGCCAGUGUCUGUAUCUCCUAACUUUCUCUCUCGCUUUUCCUAAAGAUAGAAGUUCCAACAUUUCCACGAAUACCUUUCACCUGAAAACUAUAAUACGAUCUACCAACGCUCAGCCCACAGUGUUUAUUCCCCAUCAACCUUUUCCAGUUGCUCUGCGGCCCUUACUCCCUAUCUUUGGAAGCUGUACUGCCCAGACCACCACCACCUCAACCACCACCACCACCACCAGAUAGCGUGGCGCUUGGCUGCACCUAGCUGCCGUGAAGCAGAGGCAGCCUGGUGACCCAAGGGAGCUGCGUCAUCUGUUUUCAACGACACCCUCCCCCAACUCUCUUUCACACACACACACACACACACACACACACAUUCAUACAGUCACGUGGCCGCCACCACCAGGCAGACUCGUUGCCAGUCUUGCCAGAGGUGUGGUGAGUAGUGGUGAUGGUGGCGGUGGCAGACACUAUGGUACGGCCCUUGCCUGUGCGGUGCGGGAGGGAGGCGGUGCAUCCAUAAGGAAGCCUCAAGCACCGUAUCAUCACCCACAAUGCACUGAGAACUGGUGUCUGGUCUCAUCGUGGACGCCAAAACCAAGAAACAGUCAGGACUGCGCGCCACGCUCGCCUAGCUCGGUCCGGUGCAAGCAAAUCAAGACUCACCUGAGCAAAAGCGUCUUCUGAACCACCCGAGGAGCCUCGCCCGUGCAGCUGGGUAAGGUUCCGACGGUGUUUCUGCUGUGGACUCUCUGAACUUCAAAGUAUAAAAGACUCUCUUAACAAAAUGUUGCAUUAUAGUCUAUCAUCUUCCCGUCAUGUCAGGCUCAGCGUCGUCGAACUGUCCCCGUAAAGGAUGUGUAGUAGAUGCAGAUACAUACUAGACUCUACGACUAACAGUUUUCUAUGAAUGUGAGGAGUUGUAGUUACGACUUCCGUGCAGUGUUCCAAAAUACGUGUGACAUUUCUGCUCUGUAUAUACAUGUUAAUGUGCACACAGGAUCCGUGUAACUGCUGACGAACACUUCCUCUCAGGACUCAGUCUGACUAUCUCUUUCCUCAGCCACGGGGUUGCUCGCGCCCGUGGGUCCCCGGCGGCAGGGAGGAAGGCGCCGCCCUCACCCCCUCCCGGUACUCUCUCUCACUUUUCUUUUGUUAUCAUCAGUUAUGUUAUGAGUUAUCCUUGUUUACAAAGGAGUGUUGUGCUGCUGCAGCGUCUUCACGCUGACCCGUCCCAGCAACAGUCCAGGCAUCGCACCGGUGCCGCCAACAGUGACGGCACUCUUACUGAAUGAAGAGUGUGGCUACAAACAUUCUGCUUGUGUACGAACUUUAUAAGUACACACACACAUACACACA